UGUUUAGGGAGUAAAAAAAGAAAAUGAAAGGGGCACUAAACCAACCAACCACCAAGCCUUAACCGAACCGGAACCAGAGGACUCAACGUGAACCGGAACCGGAUGCUGCAGAUUCCUUCAUCUCCUUUCGCUUCCUCAAAACUUCACAGCAUCAUCUAUCUGCAUGGGAUUGCCUCUCACAGAUGGUGUGAAUCCAGAAAAAGAAUGCAAUCUCUCACUGUAACUCGGUACCUGACUCCAGUUUUCCCGCCAAAGCCUGUCCUUUUGCCGCAAAGAUCGCCGCUUCCUGUCCUCCCUGUCCCGACCACCUGCAACCGCCGUCCGGCGAUGGCGUCCCGCCGUGUUUCAGAUUCCGUGAAGUCCCUCGCCGCCGGUGGUCCGUCAUCGACUUCGGCCGGAGAUGAUGGGUACCCUUCUCUCGUGGAGUUUGUAGGUAAAGGAGGAGAAGGGAGGGAUGUGAGAGAUGAUCUUGUGGUUCUCAUUUACCACAUACAACAUGCCUGCAAGAAAAUUUCUUCUCUUGUGGCUUCUCCUUUCAACUCCUCUCUUGGGAAACAGCCUCUUACCUCCGGUGAUGGCUCUGGUGGAUCUGGCCGAGAUGCUCCUAAGCCACUCGAUAUUGUUUCGAACGAUAUCAUCUUAUCCUCUCUCAGAAGCUCUGGGAAGGUGGCUGUCAUGGCUUCAGAAGAGGAUGAUGCCCCCGUCUGGAUAAAGGAUGACGGCCCUUACGUUGUGGUUGUAGAUCCUCUGGAUGGUUCCAGAAACAUCGAUGCUUCUAUACCCACCGGAACCAUAUUCGGCAUUUACAAUCGUCUUGUUGAACUCGAUUAUUUACCUGUAGAGGAGAAAGCACAGCUCAAUUCUCUACAGAGCGGCAGCAGGCUUGUGGCUUCCGGGUACGUGCUCUAUUCUUCCGCCACUAUCCUCUGCCUUAGCCUUGGCUCUGGAACACACGCCUUCACGCUAGAUCAUUCCACCGGGGAGUUUAUUCUUACUCAUCAAAACAUCAAGAUUCCUCCCCGAGGACAAAUCUACUCAGUCAACGAUGCUCGAUACUUUGACUGGCCGGAAGGUCUGAGGAAGUACAUCGACACUGUGAGACAGGGCAAAGGCCAGAACCCGAAGAAGUACUCGGCUCGUUACAUAUGUUCUCUUGUUGCUGAUCUUCACAGGACUCUCCUCUAUGGCGGCAUAGCAAUGAACCCGAGAGAUCAUCUCCGUCUGGUGUACGAGGGAAACCCGUUGGCCUUUCUGGUGGAGCAAGCCGAUGGGAGAGCCUCUGAUGGAAAAAGCGGGUUACUUUCCAUUCAGCCGGUGAAGCUUCACCAGAGGCUACCUCUGUUUCUUGGCAGCAUUGAAGACGUGAUGGAGCUUGAGAGCUACGGAGAUGUUCAACAGACUGUGAACCCUGGCUAUGAUGUUUGAUUCACUUCCCCUUUGUUUCAUGUUUAGCUUAACAAACAAACUGUAUAGUUAUGUGAAUAUAGAGAUGUUGUUUAUGUAACAUUUGAAUCCAUUCCAUAUGUCUAAGUUGCUUUUAUUAUUAA
This is a messenger RNA of Tarenaya hassleriana, 1547 nucleotides long. Its product is annotated as fructose-1,6-bisphosphatase, cytosolic. Gene Ontology annotation, biological process: fructose 6-phosphate metabolic process; fructose metabolic process; sucrose biosynthetic process. The transcript is spliced from 4 exons. NCBI's taxonomy places the organism in Eukaryota, Viridiplantae, Streptophyta, Magnoliopsida, Brassicales, Cleomaceae. The record is from RefSeq and is a predicted model, not a curated record. Gene Ontology annotation, cellular component: cytosol; cytoplasm. The coding region runs from base 103 to 1425 and encodes 440 amino acids. Gene Ontology annotation, molecular function: fructose 1,6-bisphosphate 1-phosphatase activity.